GCCCGGCCCGCUCCUCCCUGCGAGUCGCCCCUCCCCGCCGCGGCGCCGGAGGAGGGCGGGGCGAUGCCCCUCGGGUCAGUCUCUGCCUCCGGCACCGGCCGCGCAGCUGGAAGCGGCUGAGCUGAAGCCCCAGCCAUGGCUGCCAUUCGAAAGAAGCUGGUGAUCGUGGGGGAUGGGGCCUGUGGGAAGACCUGCCUCCUCAUCGUCUUCAGCAAGGAUCAGUUCCCAGAAGUCUAUGUCCCUACUGUCUUUGAGAACUACAUCGCAGACAUAGAGGUGGACGGCAAGCAGGUGGAGCUGGCUCUGUGGGACACAGCAGGGCAGGAAGACUAUGAUCGCCUGCGGCCUCUCUCCUACCCGGACACUGACGUCAUCCUCAUGUGCUUCUCCAUCGACAGCCCCGACAGCCUGGAAAACAUUCCUGAGAAGUGGACCCCGGAGGUGAAGCACUUCUGCCCCAACGUUCCCAUCAUCCUAGUGGGGAAUAAGAAGGACCUGAGGCAAGAUGAACAUACCCGGAGAGAGCUGGCCAAGAUGAAGCAGGAGCCUGUUCGAUCUGAGGAAGGCCGGGACAUGGCAAACAGGAUCAGUGCCUUUGGCUACCUUGAGUGCUCAGCCAAGACCAAGGAGGGGGUGCGGGAGGUGUUUGAGAUGGCUACUCGGGCUGGCCUCCAGGUCCGCAAGAAUAAGCGCCGGAGGGGCUGCCCCAUUCUCUGAGAUCCCCAAGCCUCCCCUCCUCCCCAACCUCCCUUCACAGGGGUGCAGAAACUCCCCCUGCCCCCAGCAGCCCCACCGUAUUAGGGAUCCCUGCUGAAGGCUCCCUUUCCCAAUUCCCUCCUGCCCAGGACUGCAUCGCGCUUCCCCAGUUCUGAUGGUGGUGGCCGUAGGCCCCGUCUCAGCGCUCUGGGAACCAGAGCACAGUCCCUCCUCCUGUUGCCUUGGUCCAGGGGUGGGGCUCUUGAUCCCUUUGGCCUCCCCCAGAGGAUCAUCACACCAGCACUUUAUACACUUCUGGCUCACAGGAGAGUAUCUGGGGUAGGGGACUUGGAGGGUGUAACCCAGAGUCCCGGGCCCCUGGUGUUUCUGCUUUGGGCAGGGGCCUUGCAUCUGGCUGUACUUGGUGUGAGGCAUGAAUAAAGGCCACAGGCUCCAACAUG
Messenger RNA from Physeter macrocephalus (sperm whale), 1157 nucleotides. It is a transcript of the gene RHOC, whose product is annotated as ras homolog family member C. Gene Ontology annotation, cellular component: cytosol. Lineage: Eukaryota; Metazoa; Chordata; Mammalia; Artiodactyla; Physeteridae. Gene Ontology annotation, molecular function: GTPase activity; GTP binding; protein kinase binding. Gene Ontology annotation, biological process: small GTPase-mediated signal transduction. The transcript is spliced from 5 exons. The coding region runs from base 136 to 717 and encodes 193 amino acids. The record is from RefSeq and is a predicted model, not a curated record.